Messenger RNA from Lates calcarifer (barramundi perch), 2273 nucleotides. RefSeq names its product interleukin-1 receptor type 2. The transcript has 10 exons. Gene Ontology annotation, molecular function: interleukin-1 receptor activity. Lineage: Eukaryota; Metazoa; Chordata; Actinopteri; Centropomidae. The coding region runs from base 16 to 1488 and encodes 490 amino acids. The record is from RefSeq and is a predicted model, not a curated record.
GAAGAGUCAGCACAUAUGAGCUGUACAGUACACUGCGUUACAUUGGGAAACCUCAGAAAUUUCCAUCUCAGAGGGGUGGGAACCUUGAAAAGAGAGUGCAGGUUCCCCCUGACUACAUGCUGCUUAAGUCCACACUCUCACCACAUCUGCCUGUCCUCGCUGUCACACGGCCACGCUCUCCUAUACACCAUUUGUAUGUCCCUACAGACUGCAAUUAUGGUCCGGUUGGCACUGAUAUUUGCAGUAGUCAUCACUGAAUACGUUUAUGGAAGACCUCCAUUACCUCCUCUGCCUACGAAAGACAACUGUUACCUGGUGACUCCAGAGGUGCAGAUAUUCAGAGUGGAGGGCGAAGCUGUAAUCCUCUCCUUCUCAUUGUUCGAGAGAGAGCUCAAAGUUCGCAACCUUGCCCCACCAACAGCAAGGUACCUCAUCACCAAAGACAAUGGGACAGAGCAUGUGGCCUAUGAGGGUGAUGGGCGUGUCCAGCAGCGAAACAAACAACUGUGGUUCCUUCCAGCUCAGGCUUCAGACUCAGGGGACUAUAUCUGCACUUACAGAAAUGGAACCCACUGUGUAACUGGAAGCAUCACUCUGUAUGUGUACAAGUCUACAUCUUUGGACAUGGAGAAACUGUCCUAUAACAUCCCACUUGUAGUGGGAGAGACGCUGAAUUUCAAAUGUCCAUCUCUAGAUAACUUCAACAAGACAGACAGACUGAUAGAGUGGCACAAGGAAUCCAGCUCCACAGACAGCAUUGCCCCCUUUGGCCAGGACAGUGGCAAACUAAUGAUCCCUGCUGUGAGGCGAUCCCAUGCAGGUGUCUACAUCUGCCAGCUCACAGUGCUCAUCAAUCACCAGGAGUACAAAGUCAGCAGAAUCCUCUGGCUCCAUGUGCAAGGUACAGAUCCAGCAAUCACUACCACUGUCCCUGAUCUCUCUAUGACAUCUGACCCAGAGCUAGACAACAGCAGUAGCGACAGCACUGCUCACACUCCAAUAAUUCCACCACCUGUGAUUGUUUUGCCACUGAAUGGAACCAUUUUUGAAAGUCCACAUGGUUCGGGACUGGAUUUGUUUUGCAAGGUGCUCACUGAAUGUAAAAUGGCAGAUUCUACUGUGGUCAUGUGGCUGGUCAAUGGCCAAUCAGUGGAGUCAUCAUACCUCAAUGGGUGGGCUCUACAGGGAGGGAGGAGGGUAUCGAAGGUGUCUGGAGGCUGCCAGAUUGAACUGAGGCUAGUUGUUGUAGAGAUGACAGAAGAAAAUGUGAAGACAGAGCUGAAGUGUAUCACUCAGAACCAAGGAGGAAGACAGGAAGUUGUGGCACAGUUUCAACUAGAGGACUCCAAAUUUACAUGGCUGGUGGUAGCUGCAGUGGCCAUAUCUUGCUUCCUGACAGUGGUUUCCAUCUUCCUCUACAUUCUCUUCAAACCUAAAAGGAAAAAGAAAAUGGAUUACAUUCUGGCUCGACAGAACAGCACCUUCUAGCUUUCCUUAAUGUGUGUUUGCUGUAACAUCAAAUCAGUCUUUAAUGUACUGCAAGCAUGUGAUGUUGUGCAGUGGCACCACCACAUUGUGUUCUUGAUCAACUUUCCUUUUACAUGGUUUCAAUGCUUUUAAAUUAGUAGCUGUAUUCAACUACAGUGUCAUGCUGUUACCCACUGUCCUCCAUUUCUUCAUCCUCAAAUGAGAACUACACAAGGAUUUUUCUGUCACUUUUGAGUGAUAUAUUAUGUGCGCACAUGGAAGUUACAUGCAUUUAUCUAAUUUAAGCAGUUUUCUUUGAUGCAUUUAUUUCAUUUUGGUGUGACAGAAAUAUCCUGCUGAAAUAACCAAGUCAAAUUCAGUGAAGGCUCAUAUCGAGGCAACACGUGCAUACGCAUGUACAUACAUAAAAACAUACAAUCAGUGCCAACUUUACCAGGCACACCUGUAAAAUUUAAUGCCAAUUUAAUUAAUUCUACUUUGUAUAAAUAUAAUAAUGUUUACUUCAUUAACUCUGUCACAGAGGUAUUAUUUUACCAUGUACUUAUCACUUAGGUUAUAGUUUGCAGUGCCAAAACAUAAAAAAUCCCCCUUACUGUAGUGCAAUCUAGUUCAACACCACUGCAAACGGCAUACAUGUAUGUAUUUUUAAGAAUGUAAUAAAUGUUCUCAGGGAAGCAUCUUGUAAAGUAGAAGCAUGUUCAGUCCAUUUGCAAAACAGAAUGUGUGCACAUUUCCAUGGCAAAUCUGACUUUAUUAAAAGAAAGUGGUUUGAUGUGUAUGUUUAA